AUGUGCCACAUUCCUUUAGUUAACUGCCUUGUUGCCAAGCCUCUGCCUCUCUUUCACAAGUAUUAUUGGCCAGGAGACCUCAUCAUUGGCGGCAUUAUAUCUCAUAUCUACAUCUCUUCUGAUGUGAUGACAUUCAAAAGACAUCCUCAUCAGGAACCAAUUGAUGACCUCAUUCUCUUCAGUGCAACGUGGACCUACCUCGCUUCUUUGGAGCUUCUCUCCACACGGGACAACUUCAUCCCUAAUUACAAGUGUGAUGCCCAGAACAUUCCAGUAGCAGUCAUCGGGGGACCACACUCUGAUGUCAGUCUCACUAUCUCAACAAUUCUCUGUUCCUACAAGAUUCCUCUGAUUGUUUAUGGUAAUCCUUCAAUGGCAAAUACUCACAUCCAAAGGUCUGGCUUCCAUUCUAUGUUCACCAAUGGGGACUUUCAAUAUAAGGCAAUUCUCCUGUUACUGAGAUAUUUCCGCUGGACAUGGAUUGGGGUUAUUUCUCUCGAGGAUGAGAGCGCAGAAAGGUUUGUGAAGGACGUGGUUCCCAUGUUUUCCCCGAGUGGAAUUUGUGUUGAAUUUAUAUCAAUAUUCCCCAGAAUACGUUUUACAAGUGACUUUACUGACGGGAUGGCUGAAGGAGCUGAAAUAUCUAUUGCUGUCAUGAGAAGCACAGCCAAUGCAGUGGUCCUACAUGGUGAAUUUGAGACAUUAAUGAUCUUGAGAAUGUUGAUUCACUUCUCAGAAUUUGCAGAUAUAUCAGUAAAGACAAAAAUUUGGAUUAUGAUGGCUGAGAUAGAUUUCACAUCAGUUUACUUUCAAAGAACCUGGGACUUGGAUUUCUUGCAAGGUGCAAUAUCUUUGGCAAUUCACUCCAAGCAGCCCCAGGGAUUCCAAAGAUUUCUUCAGAGGAGAAACCCUGCCUCACAUAAAGAAGAUGGCUUUAUCAGAGACUUCUGGCAACAAGCAUUUAACUGUUUAUUCUCCAACUCAGAGGAAGAUGACACAGUUGAGGGAGCCUGCACUGGCGAAGAGAAGCUGGAGGAUCUUCCUGUGUCUGUUUUUGAAAUGAGCAUGACUGGUCACAGCUACAGUGUCUACAAUGCUGUCUAUGCCGUGGCACAUGCUUUGCAAACCAUACCUUUCUCAACAUUCAAACACAGAACAAUGAUGGGAAGGCAGAAGCACAAGUUUGCAGGUCAUGAGUUGUAUCAGCUUCAGCACUUUCUAAAAUGGGUCUCCUUUAACAACAGUUGCGGGGAAGAGAUUGCAUUCGACCACACAGGUCAACUAGUGGCUGGGUUGGAUAUUAUCAACUGGGUCACAUUUGCCAACCAGUCAUUCCUUAGAAUCAAAGUUGGAAAGGUAGACCCAAAGGCUUCACCAGAUAAAAUGUUCACCAUCGAUGAAGAUGCCAUUGUGUGGCCAAGCAGGUUUAAUAAGACACAGCCCCUUUCUGUGUGCAACUACGGUUGUCGUUCAGGUUAUAGAAAGACCAAAAAGGAAGGGAAACCUUUUUGCUGCUAUGAUUGUUUUCCAUGUCCAAAAGGGAAGAUUUCAAACCAGGAGGAUAUGGAUGACUGUUCACAGUGUCCAGAAGAUCAUUAUCCAAACAAGGACCGAGAUUUAUGCAUUCCCAAAUAUAUAAGUUUCUUGUCUUAUGAUGAACCCUUGGGGAUGACUUUGGCCAUUAUGGCACUUUUCUUCUUUUGUAUCACAACUUUGGUACUCGGAAUCUUCCUUAAGCAUCGGGAUACUCCUGUAGUUAAAGCCAACAACCAGAACCUCACCUACACUCUCCUUGUAUCUCUCCUGCUUUCCUUCCUUGGUGCUUGCUUAUUCAUUGGCCAACCCAACAAAGUGAUGUGUCUCCUUCGGCAAACCAUUUUUGGCAUCGUUUUCUCAGUGGCUGUUUCUUGCAUCUUGGCCAAAACCAUGAUAGUGAUUUUAGCUUUCAUGGCCACCCAUCCAGGGUCCAGGAUGAGAAACUGGGUGGGGAAACGACUGGCCAGCUCCAUUGUGUUUUCUUGCUCCUUUAUUCAGACCACUAUUUGUGCUGUGUGGUUGGCAACCUCUCCUCCCUUCCCAGAUUUCGACAUGCACUCCCAGUCUAAAGAAAUUAUUGUGAAGUGUAAUGAAGGAUCCGUCACUAUGUUUUACUCUGUCUUGGGCUACAUGGGCUUUCUGGCCAUUGUCAGUUUCGUUGUGGCUUUCCUAGCUCGGAAGUUACCUGACAGUUUCAAUGAAGUCAAGUUCAUCACUUUCAGUAUGCUGUUGUUUUGCAGUGUCUGGUUGUCUUUUAUUCCAACCUACUUCAGCACCAAAGGGAAAGACAUGGUGGCUGUAGAAAUCUUUUCUAUCUUAGCCUCCAGUGGAGGAUUACUGGGCUGUAUUUUCUUCCCUAAAUGCUAUAUUAUUGUGUUGAGACCCGAACUGAACAAGAAGGGGCAGCUAAUAAGAAGGAAGAGUUAA
Messenger RNA from Eublepharis macularius, 2463 nucleotides. Its product is annotated as vomeronasal type-2 receptor 26-like. The record is from RefSeq and is a predicted model, not a curated record. The transcript is spliced from 6 exons. Gene Ontology annotation, biological process: G protein-coupled receptor signaling pathway. Gene Ontology annotation, cellular component: membrane. The coding region runs from base 1 to 2463 and encodes 820 amino acids. Gene Ontology annotation, molecular function: G protein-coupled receptor activity. NCBI's taxonomy places the organism in Eukaryota, Metazoa, Chordata, Lepidosauria, Squamata, Eublepharidae.